Messenger RNA from Lotus japonicus, 3946 nucleotides. RefSeq lists its product as uncharacterized. The transcript is spliced from 2 exons. Gene Ontology annotation, biological process: meristem maintenance; meristem development. Lineage: Eukaryota; Viridiplantae; Streptophyta; Magnoliopsida; Fabales; Fabaceae. The record is from RefSeq and is a predicted model, not a curated record. Bases 1104 to 3167 code for a protein of 687 amino acids.
ACUGGACUUUAUUGAAUAUGAGUCGAUUACAAAACAGUCAAGCAAACUAAAAUAACAUGAAAGCAAAUUUCGACAAAACAAGCUACACACAAGAACUGGAAAUCAACAAACUGAAAUGCAGGGAAACUAAAGCGUUGGUUCUGCAACAUACUCCUCCAUCAUCACGUUUUGCUCUCGAAGUCUCAUUGAUGCGGACGUUUAGAGCUUUUGGUGAAUUUUCAGAGUUUUUAGUUGGGAACCCCUUCUUCUGCUGCUGCUUCCUCUAUUUAUAGUGUUCUUUCUGCCCAUGUUCUUGGCGGUUUUUCUUGGAUGCACGAUGGCUUCGUGGGCUUUGAAUUUUGGCGCCAUACCCCACGUUUAGCCGAUGGUCUUCGCGCACGUGACUCUAUUGCCACGUGGAUGGUUCUGAGUCGUGGGCAACCGUUGCUAUUCGUGGCAUCGUGGGUGUACGCACGUGCUUGUAGUUGCUUGUUAUUCGGUAACUGCCUCUUCCAUUAAGAUGAUCGAGAUUUCUUCAUCUUCUGAGUGUGUCGAGUUAUGGCUUUUACUAACUUGUCUUUGAGGGACAUCGUGUGCUGAGUUGCCGGCUUCGCCAAACCCUUUCUGUCGAGAAACCACUUUUGCACUAUGGUGUCGAGAAUUGUAGUACUUGUAAUUUUGGCUUAACAGUUGCCCCCCAAGAAUGUUGGUUGUCGACUGCUUUAGCUCGAAGACACCAAGCAUUUUUUAUCGCAGCCGUUCGAUUCCAACGAUUCAAAUGCUUUGUGCUCUCGACCAUUCGAUCUUCAAGUCCAAUCAGCAGCCAUAACGUCUGAUGACUUCUCCACUAGCUGACAGUUAUAGCCUUUUUAGGGCCAUGAUUUCACCUAUGCCAAAAAGCUGAGAGGUGACAUGAAUUAACUAAUAAAAUAAUCGCUUGGACCCCAAAUUUUUAUAAAUUGCUGCUCAAUGCGGCUUGGGUUCCGUUUUCCCUUCUGUUUAUAAAUACCCUCUUGGUAUUCCUUGUUCAAGCUUUACUCUUUCCUCCAACCUUCAACUUCUUCUUCCAGACUUCAUCACUUCAUCUUCUUCCGUCUUCUCUGAAAUACUUACUGCGUCUUUCAAUGGCUUCCAAUCCUGAGCAAACCAUUCCGUUGGCCACUGAGCUUAAGCUGGAUGAGUCCAAGCGCGUGGCAAUCCCAGAGCCUCCCAACGAAGCAGAGAAGAGAGCUAUCUGGAAAUCCCAGGUACUCAUUCCUUUCUCUGUUAAUGGUACUUUACGCGCCAUUUUGGGUCCUUUGAAAGUAGUGAAGCAUGAUAGGCCCAAUAGUCUCCCUGAAGAACAUGAAUCAUUUCACCCUAGCGUUAGGGGAGAGGAGCUCAUUUUGGCAUUUCAACCCUCUUACCGUAUGCCAUUUCUUUCUGACCCAAAACGAGCCUUUCGUUCAGCCCCUCCUAACCCUUCUGCUAACGACAAGGCCUACCUGAAAUGGUUAGAUAGGGUUGAGGAAGAUAUGAGACAACACUGGAAGGAUGUAGGGAUUCUCGACUUGAUUCAGCUGUCGAGAUCUCCAAUCUCGUAUAACCCUGCUAUGCUGUUGAGUGCACUUUAUUUCUGGGAGAGGUCCACUAAUUGCCUUCAUGUUCCCUUUGGUAUGAUCACCCCCACCCUCUUGGAUGUUGCUGCUAUCACCGGAUUGUGGCCCAUUGGUGAUGAUUAUCACUCUGCACCUGCUCCUGUUAAACCCAUCUCGAUUCCUACUGACAACAUUUCUUUUAGUCGAUUCAUUAAGGACCAUUAUGUCGAGAGUGGUGAGGUGUCUGAUGCUGAACAUGUCGCUUUCUUGCUGUAUUGGCUGUCUGCUUAUGUCUUUUGCACCAAAUCUUUGCGCAUACCUGCCAAGCUUUUGCCUUUAGCCAAUCUGCUUCACGAGGGUCGACAACUUGUUAUGGCUAGGCUCGUCCUUGGCAACCUGUAUCGAAUGCUGAAUGAAGCUGUCGAGGAUAUCCGGAAUACUAAGACCGUCUCUCUGAAUGCGGCUGGACCACUUUGGCUGUUUCAACUUUGGUUGAAUGCAGUCCUCGAAUCUCUUCUGCCGGUACAAGAUAAUCCUCCAACUGUUUCUAACACCAGGAUUGAUGCCCAUAGGCUCGAGACCCUGACCCCUGCUUAUGAUGCGUCGAGUUUCGAAGCUGAUUUCAGGAAGUACUUUACCAUGUUUCUCGAGCUGAAGCACUACCGUUCCAGUUUCUCUCCUUACAGCAAGGCUGUUCGUGGCCCUUUCUGGCUGAGGAAUUCUUAUCCUAAUGCUUCUGAUUCUGCAUUGCCCAAGGAGCACCACAUCACACUUUGGAGGACCCUCUUAUCUCCUAGGGUUUUAACUGUGGGCUUUGCUAGCAGUGACUACACUCUAUGUGGCUACAACCCUCAAUUGGUUUCUCGACAGUUUGGGCUUAGCCAAGUUCUACCCAACACUUUAUUUGACAAGAGUCUAGUCCUGUACCCCGGAGCUAUUAGGAGGGCUUCUGUUUUCGACACGACUGUUCAGUUUUAUAACAAGAGACUCCUCAACCUGAGCCCCUUCACUUACGCUCCUUCAUAUUAUGCCACUAAUGCUUUCAAAGCCUGGUGGUCUGAGUAUUGGGCUCAAAUUUCGAAGCCCCUCGUCGAUUGUCUGCAAUGCAUGACAGAUGCUUUUCUUUUGCAGAAGCAGGAUCCGAAGAAGACCAAAGGUAUACACCUGGCAGAAAUUCGAUCUUUUCAAGAGUUCUUUGGUGUGGUAUAUUACCCAACUCUUCGCCUUCGAGAUACAGUUGCGAAAGCAGCCCAAGUAUUAAGGCAAAAAUGGGAACUUAAAGCCAAGAAAUCCAAGUUAGUGGUUCCUCCUGGUGAGGAAGGUCUAUCUUUUGUUAUUCGAAAAACUGGCUUUAGGUUCCCGUCUUUGCCUACGAGUAAGUUUGCAUUGGCUUUUCCACCGGUCUUGCCUAAAUGGGUUGACCAUGUAAACAUAAAUGUGUUGGCCAAUCAAGCUCUACCUCCUCGAAAGCGAGUGACUUGGACUAAGUACCACCUAUGGAACUUUCCGUAUCAUGUGCCCGUCGAAAUCUUCAACCACAUAUCGCUGAACAUGCGUAUUGGUCAAGGUAAUACUUCGACUUGGCCUUGGUUUUCCUGUUUUACUUCUUAAUUUUUCUUUUGUUUGCAGCUGAAGUCAUUAUUCGACCAGCUCCUCAAGUUAUUUCCCCAGUGGCUCAUUCCUCCAAGGACAAGCCAGUCGUGAUUGAGGAUGAUGAUGAUGAUGAUGAGGAUGAUGAUGUCAGUCUUGCUGACAAGCUCAAGGUACUUUCCUCAUGCUUUUACCUUUUCCUUUUCGAUUUCCUUGGAUUAUGGGCUGACGUAUUUUUCGACAGAGUCGAAAACGGAAACCUAAGCCUGUUGCUUCGGCCAGUCAGAAGAGGGCCAAGGGGGUUGGUGUUUCCACCCCUAGUGGGGCUUCUAAGUUGGCAUCUGAUGCUCAAACAGAAGUCGAUGACAAAGAGGGUGGUGGCGGCGCCGCCAUUCAGGUAUGUUCUCCAUUCUCGAGGGUACCUUGUGACAUUUUUAACCCGUGGUUUCCUAAUCUGAGUCAUCUCUUGUUUGUUUUGUUUCCUUUAGACUGAUGUUCAUGAGCACUCUACUUCCAAUCCUCCAUCCCGUGAGAAUUCCCCAGCUCCCAUUCCUGCAAAAUCCAAAGCUGAAGGUGUCGAGAAACCUCCCAAGGCCGCAUCCUCAGCUAAAAAGACCUCCACAUCUGAGGGAAGGAGGAAGGUCAGGAGCAAAUCUAGUCAUAAGUCUCCUCGCCGUUCCAGAAGCUCCACCAACUCGAGCCCUUCUAAGGAAUCUGCUUGCCAGGAAACUCAGGAUGCAACUUCUCCCAUCCGCGAAACAGAGCCUCUUCCAGGCAAGGAUGACAACCCUAUGCCUCCU